Molecule: messenger RNA, 663 nt
Organism: Acanthosepion pharaonis
Lineage: Eukaryota; Metazoa; Mollusca; Cephalopoda; Sepiida; Sepiidae
Source: the annotation of a GenBank genome assembly
AUGACUGUUGUAGAUGGGGAUGGCGCAUACAAGCUAGAAGAGGACGACCAGCCAGUAUCCUCGACACAAGCAGAACUCAAAGACCUGGCACGAGACCUAAACCUUUCAAAGGACUGCUGGGUCCACGUCUCAAAGAGAAACAUGCCAGUACAUAUCUAUCUAUCUAUAUCUAUCUAUCUAUCUAUCUAUCUAUCUACACACACACACGCACGCACACUCAUAUAUAUAUAUAUGUUUAUAAUCUAUUUAUCUCGCAGUCUCCCCAAGAAUGAUUUUAAAUAUCUGAUGACUAACACUUUUUCCCAAUCUAUCUAUCUAUCUAUCUAUCUAUCUAUCUAUCUAUCUAUCUAUCUAUCUCAUUUCUCUCUCUCUCUCUCUCUCUCUCUUCUCUCUCUCUUAUCUAUCUAUCUAUCUAUCUAUCUAUCUAUCUAUCUAUCUAUCUAUGUCUGUUUUCAUAGGUUGCCAAAGUGCUGCUCAGCUGUCCGCGAAAGACCGCCAACAGACACGGUCGGAUUUUGCCCGAUUCUCAUAAGAUACCGGAGGCCGACAAAUAAAGCCACUUACCCCGUAUUCGCAAAGACUUCUGUCUCGCUCAUAUUUCAUCCUAACGACAUGAUGCACGCGUAUCAAACGAACGGCUUGCCGAAAAAUCCUCCUCUUUGA